GAAACUUUUCCCAAUCCCUAAAAGGGACUUUGCCUCUUUUUUCCGGGCUCGGCAGUGCAGCCACUCUGGACCCCGGCACGCGGACCCUCAGAGCUGCUGACUGGCUGGGCGGCUUGCAGAACCACCUUCCCCCCUCCUCUCGUGGACGGAGGGUCCGGCCUCGGUUCACCCGGCCCGUGGCGUCUCCUCCGCUCAGUACCGACUGCCCGCCCCGGCUGCCACCCGCCGGGUCCCGAGAGCUAGCGAGUGAUCAGGGCCCGGAGCUGCGCUCGCCCGAGGCGCGCCCUCCAGCAUGCAGAUCCGCCCAGUCCGCUGAACGCGAGCGCCCUUCUCGGCCCGCGCGCCCGCGCCUGCCGCACCUCGCCCGCAGCUCCCCGGGGCCCGGGGCUGCCCCGCCGGCUCCCUUCCCCUCUUUCUCGCUCUCGGGGCCUCCUCGCUCCCCCGGCCGCGGUCCGUGAGCGCAGGCGGUGGAGAGCCGUCGCAGACACAGCAUGCAGGCGCGCUACUCCGUGUCCGACCCCAACGCCCUGGGAGUGGUGCCUUACUUGAGCGAGCAGAAUUACUACCGGGCGGCGGGCAGCUACGGCGGCAUGGGCAGCCCCAUGGGCGUCUACUCGGGCCACCCGGAGCAGUACGGCGCGGGCAUGGGCCGCUCCUACGCGCCCUACCACCACCACCAGCCCGCGGCGCCCAAGGACCUGGUGAAGCCGCCCUACAGCUACAUCGCGCUCAUCACCAUGGCCAUCCAGAACGCACCCGAGAAGAAGAUCACCCUCAACGGCAUCUACCAGUUCAUCAUGGACCGCUUCCCCUUCUACCGCGACAACAGGCAGGGUUGGCAGAACAGCAUCCGCCACAACCUCUCGCUCAACGAGUGCUUCGUCAAGGUGCCGCGGGACGACAAGAAGCCCGGCAAGGGCAGCUACUGGACGCUGGACCCGGACUCCUACAACAUGUUCGAGAACGGCAGCUUCCUGCGGCGCCGCCGGCGCUUCAAAAAGAAGGACGUCCCCAAGGAAAGGGAGGAGCGGGCCCACCUCAAGGAGCCGCCCCCGCCGGCGUCCAAGGGCGCCCCGGCCGGGCCCCCCCUAGCGGACGCCCCCAAGGAGGCCGAGAAGAAAGUGGUCAUCAAGAGCGAGGCGGCGUCCCCCGCGCUGCCGGUCAUCACCAAGGUGGAGACGCUGAGCCCCGAGAGCGCGCUGCAGGGCAGCCCGCGCAGCGCGGCCUCCACGCCCGCCGCCUCCCCCGACGGCUCGCUGCCCGAGCACCACGCCGCGGUGCCCAACGGGCUGCCCGGCUUCAGCGUGGAGAACAUCAUGACUCUGCGAACGUCGCCGCCGGGCGGAGAGCUGAGCCCGGCGGCCGGCCGCGCGGGCCUCGUGGUGCAGCCGCUGGCGCUGCCCUACGCCGCCGCGCCGCCCGCCUCCUACGGCCAGCCCUGCGCCCAGGGCCUGGAGGCCGGGCCCGCCGGGGGCUACCAGUGCAGCAUGCGUGCCAUGAGCCUGUACACGGGGGCCGAAAGGCCAGCGCACAUGUGCGUCCCGCCCGCCCUGGACGAGGCCCUCUCGGACCACCCGAGCGGCCCCACGUCGCCGCUGAGCGCCCUCAACCUCGCCGCAGGCCAGGAGGGCGCGCUCGCUGCGGCGAGCCACCACCACCAGCACCACGGCCACCACCACCCGCAGGCGCCGCCGCCCCCGCCGGCUCCCCAGCCCCAGCCUGCCCCGCAGCCCGCGGCCCAGGCGGCCUCCUGGUAUCUCAACCACAGCGGGGACCUGAACCACCUCCCUGGCCACACGUUCUCUGCCCAGCAGCAAACUUUCCCCAACGUUCGGGAGAUGUUCAACUCCCACCGGCUGGGAAUUGAGAAUUCGACCCUCGGGGAGUCCCAGGUGAGCGGCAACACGAGCUGUCAGCUGCCCUACAGGGCCGCGCCGUCCCUCUACCGCCACGCAGGCCCCUACUCCUACGACUGCACCAAAUACUGACCCGCCCCAGGCCCGCGCCUGCCCCUGCCCGCUCCAGCUUCGCUCCCCAGACCCGACCCCCUCAGACAGUUGAGGCUGCAGAGACGAAGGCAGGAACAUAAAGUUGCCCACCAACUUUUUCUCAGACCCGGAGCGGAGAGCGCGGGCGCUCCAGCCCUCGGCAGCCCUCGGCGGUCUGCGGAGCGUGCAGGUAACUUUAUUCGCCGCCCCGUUUCUGGGAUCCCAGGAAGCCCCUCUAAAGGGACGCAGCCCAACGAAAUGAAUAUUGAAUUUAAAAUCUCCCUCCCCUCCCAGCAUGGCUGUGCUCUGCUCCACUUGAGGUUUAAAAAAUUAAGUUAUGGACCAAAUCCCACAGCGAUCCACUAAUGACUCUCUGUAGAGACCUCCAACAGGUGUAUGGGGGUCUCUAUAGAUCGUGUAUGUGCUGUGUGUAAUUUUAAAUUUCUCUAACCGUGCUGUACAAAUGUGUGAAUUUGUAAUCAGGCUAUUUUUUGUUGUUGUUGAUGUUCAGAGCCAUUAAUAUAAUAUUUAAAGUUGAGUUCACUGGAUAAUUUUUCAUCUUGCCCGACCAUUUCUAACUGCCAAAGUGAAUUCGAAAAACCCAUGUGGGUUUUGUCUCCCAUACAAUUACAAGAUAUAAUCCCCCCCCCCAGUUGUAGAUCUUUACAAAACAAGAAAAUAAUUUAUUAUUAUUAUUUGUUGGUGGAUAAAGGAGUCAAGUAUCUGAUACUUUUAUUGACAAAGUGUGAUGGUUUUGUAUAGUAGAUCCCACCCUGAGUAGUCCUAAAGAAAAAAAAAUUUUUUUAAACUUCAUUCGUGUUUGUCUUAUGUGGUCUUAACUGUUGUACUUACCUUAAAAUAAACCCAUGUUGUUUUUCUGCCC
Messenger RNA from Nycticebus coucang (slow loris), 2871 nucleotides. It is a transcript of the gene FOXC2, whose product is annotated as forkhead box C2. Bases 492 to 1988 code for a protein of 498 amino acids. Lineage: Eukaryota; Metazoa; Chordata; Mammalia; Primates; Lorisidae. Gene Ontology annotation, molecular function: DNA-binding transcription factor activity, RNA polymerase II-specific; RNA polymerase II cis-regulatory region sequence-specific DNA binding. The transcript has a single exon. Gene Ontology annotation, biological process: cell differentiation; anatomical structure morphogenesis; regulation of transcription by RNA polymerase II. The record is from RefSeq and is a predicted model, not a curated record.